AGUGCCACUGUAACGUACAAAAUCGAUGCACCGAAAAAGUGGAUUGCAUUAAGAUUACCACUCGAACAACUUUUUCUCGGGGUAAUUGCACCAGUGCAGAAAAGUGCAGCCAUCCGAAAUCGACACAAGUUGCGUGGAAAACGCCAGGUAAACUCCUCCCCUUUAGGGGUGGGCCAAGAUCCUUCCACGAUUGUUUUCCACGAUGUACCAGCACACGGUACGCGACUAGCCGACUACGCGUACAUGAUUAUUACCAGAGGCCAGUCAAAUAAAACUGUGUGUACUGUAAAAGUGGCAUGUAGAUUUGGAUUUUGGUUAAAGGGACUAGUUAAUUUGGUGAUCAUGACUUAAAGUUUGUUGCACGAGUACGAAGACAUCUAGCUAUAUAACUCUAAAGGUUAUAAACUUAUUAUGGCUGGCACCAACUUGGAGCAACAUUUGGCCAAACCAGUUCAUAUACAAAGACUAGAGAGAAGCCUAUGCUUAGAACCUUUUCUUGACCAGGUUCAAGAAGUCUUAAGAAGAGAUGAUGAUGAUUCAUCUGACAGCUUCCAUGAUCCUGCUGUAAAAAUGACGGAAGAUGUUAAAUUCCUACAUGGGUUACCUGUUUCAAAAUCAGAUAGACUAACAAGUAAGUUGCGCUUGUACAACUUUGAACAAGUUGGAAAAGAGCGAGCUUGGUUAAAAGAUGUACUCCUUAGUGAUUCGAGCUCCAAUGAGUCUGAAUCUGAUGGCCAUGCUGAGGAAGGAAUUCAUGAAUUACUCUACCUCCAUCAUCUAAGAAAGAAAUAUCAAGCAAAAUUUUAUUCAUCAACAAAAAAUCGGCAGUUUAUGUACUACUCAGCCGGUCUUCUUUCAAAGAGAGACAUAUACCCUGAACAUAAAUCUUCCAUAUUGAAAAAUGAAGAGUCAAAAUCUGAAAUUGAUAAAAAAGAGAAGAUGACUCCCAAGGAGACCAAACUUAUUAGAAGAAAGAAAAAGAAAACAAAUGAUGAGGAAAAAGAAUCUGAAAUGAAGAUUCUGAAUGUUAAAGUUGAGCCUGGGACUCCCGGGCCUUCAAAUUUAGAAACAAAAGAUAUAUUAGAUGUUCCUCUAAAAUCUAUGGUUGCAACUGUAAAAAAGGAGCCUAUUGAUUUUCCGGAAACAGCAGAUUUCAGCUUUGAAUCAGACGUAGAAGAAUCCGGAGGGCUGUUUCGAAAUGUUAUAGAAACAGGUAGCGGACUACAGUCACCCUCUCCGGUCCCAUCGCUUUCCCCUACACCUUUUAGUCCAUCUCCUCAACCGUCGCCAAAAGGAAAGAAAAAAAAAGACAGAAUAAAAAAAGAGAAGGUAGAAAAGAAAGGAAAGUCAAAAAAAGAAAAGGGUCCACCUUCUGUCAAAGCUCUAAUUGCUCAGCGGCGAAAACUUUGGCUGCUUAUUUGCAAGAAGGAAAUAAGCAAGGCAUCUAAAGCUCGUAUGAACAACCACAAAGAAGAAUUGGUAUCUUGCAAGCGGGCGGCAACCGGCUGCAUGCGGGUUUGUCGUCUGCGCGCAAUGCAGUCACAGAAAGCUAUGAAAGAAAUUGUUUGGCGAGCUAAGAGGCUCACACGCGAAAUGCAAUCUUACUGGAAACGUUAUGACCGAGUUGAAAAGGUCCAACGUCGACAAGCCGAAAAAGAGGCAGAAGAGCAGCGCAAGCUCGAUGUGGAGUUGAUGGAGGCCAGAAGGCAACAGCGAAAACUAAAUUUCCUUAUCACACAAACGGAACUCUACGCCCAUUUUAUGGCAAAAAAACUCGGAAACGCAGAUGCAGCUGCUCAACACGAUUUAAUUCUCGGUCAUCUUGAUGAAGAAGUCAACUCACAAUUAGCUUACCUUGAUGAUUAUGACGCUGAGGCAACAAAACAGCGCGUAAUGAACAAUGUUACCACAGCGUUUCAUGUGCAUCAACAGCAAACACAACAGUUUGAUGAUGAAGACGUGCCGGAAGGAUUACCACACAAUGAACCGCAACUACGACCAGAGCAUGCGCAACCAAAAAUAUUUCAAGGGUCAUUGAAGACCUACCAACUGAAGGGUAUGAAUUGGAUUGCCAACUUGUACGACGAAGGUAUCAACGGAAUUCUUGCAGACGAAAUGGGUUUGGGUAAAACGGUACAAUCGAUUGCUUUCUUGGCGCACAUUGCCGAGCAAUAUGGAAUUUGGGGUCCUUUCCUGAUUAUUUCACCGGCCUCGACGCUUCACAAUUGGCAGCAAGAAUUAGCGCGUUUCGUUCCAAGCUUUAAAGUAAUUCCGUACUGGGGAAGUCCCCAAGAACGGAAAAUUCUUAGAAAGUUUUGGGAUACACACAACUUGCAUACUCCCGACGCCAGCUUUCAUGUGGUUGUAACCUCUUAUCAGCUCAUCGUAACAGAUUAUAAAUACUUCAAUCGAAUCAAAUGGCAGUAUAUGGUACUGGACGAAGCUCAGGCCAUCAAAAGUGCCUCAAGUACCCGCUGGAAAAUGCUUCUCGAUUUCAAUUGCCGCAAUAGACUUCUUUUGUCUGGUACGCCUAUUCAGAACAGCAUGGCUGAGCUUUGGGCCCUUUUGCAUUUCAUCAUGCCCACGCUGUUUGAUUCGCAUGAGGAGUUCAACGAGUGGUUUUCCAAAGAUAUAGAAUCCCACGCCGAAAAUAAAACAGGCAUCGAUGAAAAACAUUUAUCUCGUUUGCACAUGAUUCUUAAGCCGUUCAUGCUUCGCCGUGAAAAAGAUGUGGAAAAUGAACUAUCGGACAAAAUCGAAAUUAUGAUGUACUGCCCAUUGACCAACAGACAACGAAUGCUGUAUCAAGCGCUCAAACGAAAAAUUAGUAUAGAUGACUUACUGUAUUCGGGUGGAUCAUCUGCAACUGCCCAGAAUGCCACAACAACACUUAUGAAUCUCGUCAUGCAGUUUAGAAAAGUAUGCAACCACCCCGAAUUAUUUGAAAGAAGAGAGGCCAAAUCUCCGUUUUUCUUUCAACCUGCAGCAUAUGUUCUACCUAAACACCUAUUCCGAGAAGGGCUGUUGCAUAUGACCAUCCCUAGCCGGCGCCAUUUGUUGUUAGGUCGUUUUUUCAUCUGGAUCCCAGAAUAUACCCAUCAUUCUUUGUUCCCGCCCGGAUCGGUGAUGGACUUAGUGUUGAUUGAUAGCUUCGUAUCGUUUAGCCGUCUCAUCGGACAUUCUCCUUUCGAUCUAUUUUCACUUAUGAACAACGGAGUGUUAUCAAGUUUAAAAUAUGGUUACAACGUUCUCGCGAUUGAAGAAAACCUCCACCACAAUCACAUUUGGAAAGAUGGAGGAAAACCUCAUUUAUUCAUUCAACCCCUCUUUGCCCUGUCGUCACCUUCCGUGAAAUCUAGCAACAUUUUGUCGUCUUUCGUCUUCACGUCAGCUGUCGGAACAGGUUAUGCGCAUUUAGACCAUGUACUUUACAGUAUGCCAGAAACAAUGGAACAUAGAAUUCUACGCGGCCGUAAAGCUAAGAAUAUUGGGGCCGCUGAGUUUUCGUUUACCACACGGCCCGCUCGGACGUUAAAAUGUUUGUGGACUGACAUGCCAAAUAUCCUGUCCCUCCCCGUCUUAAAGGUGACCUGCCGUGGCUCUCCUGUUACAUGUAGCGAUCGAAGCGCAGCGUAUUGGUUUGAAGAAUUGUCCUAUCCUCGUAAUUGUGAAGGGAUAAGUUUGAUUCUUCAGGGAUCAGCUGAACUAAGCCCUAGACAUGGGUGGUCCAGCGUGAUUCUUCCAGACAAAGAGACUCUAAUUUGUGAUGCAGGCAAGCUGCAGGUGCUCGAUAGUUUGCUACGACGGCUAAAAAAUGAAGGCCAUCGAGUCUUAAUUUACUCACAGAUGACUCGUAUCAUCGAUUUAUUAGAAGAAUAUAUGUGGCAUCGCAAGUGGACGUACAUGCGACUAGACGGGUCUUCCAAGAUAUCAGAUCGUCGUGAUAUGGUUGCCGAUUUUCAGACCAGAUCCGACAUUUUUGUCUUCCUUUUGAGUACCCGAGCUGGAGGUCUUGGCAUAAACUUGACAGCUGCCGAUACUGUUAUUUUCUACGAUAGCGACUGGAACCCCACCGUGGAUCAACAGGCAAUGGAUCGCGCCCACCGCUUAGGGCAAACGAAGCAGGUGACAGUCUACCGAUUAAUUUGUAAAGGAACGAUUGAGGAACGCAUCUUACAGCGAGCACGAGAAAAAAGCAAGAUACAAAAGAUAGUCAUAUCUGGCGGUAAUUUUAAGCCCGACACACUGAAACCGACGGAAGUUGUUUCGCUACUUUUGGACGACGAAGAAAUAGAAAGAAAAUAUCGCCAGCGGCAAGCAGAACGGAAACAACAAGAAAUCGAACGUGAAGCUGAACGAAAACGAAAGUAUACAGGAGGCGCGGCUUCUGCGGUGCCGGAAGCCAAACGCACCUGCCUGGGUAGCGCAACGCCAACAGAAUAUACUCCGGCAGCCAGCCCCACUCUCACUGAGCAUUCAUCUCAAAGUGGGUUUCGUUUCGAUGAAACGUCCAACGACGGAUCAUUAAUAGUUGAUGAUAGUGGACUAGUGGACCCAUCAGGUGUUGGCCGUUUCACCCCACUAAUUCCUGGACGACAGCGUUCCCGACCGAACCGAGGGACCGGGAGACGAGGACGUCCUCCAGGAUCUGGAAAACGGUCUCUAAUGAUGGCCUCGUCGUCUGGGACAAGUCGUGAAUCUGCAAAACCUACUGUGGCUAACGAUAUAGGUUUUUUGAGUCCGGAAGCCGCAAAUCGUUUGUCUGAUAUCUCUAGCAAUAAUGGAGAGGAAAUGCCUACAGGACAACAAGACAUUUCAGCCGGUCCUGCAGUUAGACGUCGCCCGGGGAGACCUCGCUUAAGACCUGUUGGUCCUGCACACCAGGGAAAUCGAAAAUCCAAAACGGAAGAAGUGAUGUCUGGGAAGAAAACUCGUAGAGGCGCCCCAUCAGGCCCACGUGUUAUGAAACCUCUUCCGGUACCCAUCGGCCUUAUGGCCAAUAAAAAUUCAGAUGGUGCGCGCACGUCUUUACCCUCUGGUACUACCUCCACACCUGUUUCGAAAGCCCGAAGUAGUGGCUGUUUUCAUGAUUCUGCAUCGCCAUGAAGAGAAAAGAAACUAUUAGUGAAGAUUAAAUGAAAGCUCGAGGAACAACUAAACUUAAUUAAACUUUCCGAGUCUUUAUCCUAAAUCUUUGUUACCCUUUCCCUGGCCGGUGUAAGGUUGAUAAUAGUAAGGUAACACCCCACAGUCUUGUUACGUUGUUCCGUAUUGGUAUUAAAAAUAGAACUGAAAUGCCACAUCA
Daphnia magna is the source of this 5305-nucleotide messenger RNA. RefSeq names its product chromatin-remodeling ATPase INO80. Gene Ontology annotation, biological process: DNA repair. Gene Ontology annotation, cellular component: Ino80 complex. Gene Ontology annotation, molecular function: histone binding; ATP hydrolysis activity; ATP binding. Lineage: Eukaryota; Metazoa; Arthropoda; Branchiopoda; Diplostraca; Daphniidae. The record is from RefSeq and is a predicted model, not a curated record.